This is a messenger RNA of Dimorphilus gyrociliatus, 1204 nucleotides long. NCBI's taxonomy places the organism in Eukaryota, Metazoa, Annelida, Polychaeta, Dinophilidae. The record is from the annotation of a GenBank genome assembly.
UAUCAUGUCUCUAACGUAGGUUCAAGAAAGGUAGAAGCUAAAAGAGAAAUUUGCAGAAACAAUAAUGUUUUCAAUUUUUGUAUUUUUUAUUUUAAGUGCUUAUUCAUCUGCGGCAACAUUAGGCUCGAAGGACAAUGGAUGUGUUGAUUUUAUUGCACUUGGCGAUUGGGGAGUAGAUAACCAAGCCGUACCUAUAAAAGUCGCCGAAGCUAUGGCUAAAUAUGCGUCUGAAAAUCCAGUUGACUUUAUCGUAACCUCUGGUGAUAAUUUCUAUCCAGAUGGUGUUAAUUCUGAAGAUGAUUUUCAAUUUGACUAUAAGUGGAGGGAUGUGUAUAAUCAGCAAUCUAUUAAAGAUCUAACUUGGUACAUUACUGUUGGUAACCAUGACUACGGUAAUUCUGGAUCAGGAGUGGAGCAUAAUCAAGUUACGUUUGGUAAUACUGAACCAAGAUGGAACUUUCCUCAACUGUAUUAUUCUUUUACAAAAUCUCUUGGAAACGACAAAACUGUUAAGUUUAUCAUGGUAGACUCUCAAGGAUUCAGAAGGAAGCAGAAUAACUACUUGCGUCAAAGAGCCUUUGUUCAAGAAGAAAUAAGGAACCCAGCCGAUUGGACCAUAGUCAUCUUUCAUCACCCAUUCUACAAUGUCGGUGGCCAUACCGGAUCUGAAACAAUGCUUAGAGAAGUACUUAUUCCAAUUAUAAAUGAUGGUGGUAGAGUAGAUAUGGUCAUCGCUGGUCACGAUCACAACUUGCAACAUAUGUCCCAUAGAAAUGGAACAAAUACUCAGUUUUAUGUUAGUGGUGGUGGCGGAGCAAGACUUUAUGCUUUGAAUGAAGAAAAGGUUGAAGUUUUGAGACGAAGAGGAGUAGAUUUGGAAUACUUUAAAAGUUCCCACGGUUUUAGCGCAAUUCAUAUAUGCGAUGAUGAGGCUACAGUAAAAUUUAUAGAUGACGAUGGCGAAGAGAUAUAUUCAAAUAUACAACAACCAAGAAAAUAUAAAUAAAGAAGGAAAUAACUAAUGAAUAUUGAAAUAUGUUAUGCUUCAUUAUGAUUAUUAGUACAAUUUUUAGUUAGAAAAUAAAAAGGCUGGCUUAUUUCCCUUCUUUUCAACACAUUUUGAUUUAAAAAGCAUAAUCCUUUGAAUAAUUUUUAAAUUUAGUAUAUUUACCCUUAAAGGUAAUAAACUAUUAAUAUUAAGUCA